Molecule: messenger RNA, 1642 nt
Organism: Gracilinanus agilis (Agile Gracile Mouse Opossum)
Lineage: Eukaryota; Metazoa; Chordata; Mammalia; Didelphimorphia; Didelphidae
Gene: MRPS9
Product: mitochondrial ribosomal protein S9
Exons: 11
Coding region: 1-1188 (395 amino acids)
Biological process (GO): translation
Cellular component (GO): mitochondrial small ribosomal subunit; ribosome
Molecular function (GO): structural constituent of ribosome; RNA binding
Source: RefSeq, a predicted model, not a curated record
AUGGCGGCUCCCUGGUCGCCUUUCGCCGCAACGGUCACUAGCUUUCUUUUUAUCCGCAUUAGGAGCGGACUGGCCCAGAGUCGAGUCGCCUGGAAAGCUGCGGUAACUGAACAGCGAACGGUCGCUGGGACCCAGUUAUUAAGAUUACUACAUUCCACCAGUCCAAUACAGAAGAAAAAUGUUGCGACUUCAGGACGUGAAGAAUAUACAGUGGCUUUUAUUAAAAAACAGAUUGAAGAAUUCAACAUAGGAAAGAGACAUUUAGCCAACAUGAUGGGAGAAGAUCCAGAAACUUUUUCCCAAGAGGAUAUUGAUAGAGCUAUUGCCUAUCUUUUCCCAAGUGGCUUAUUUGAAAAAAGGGCCAGACCAGUUAUGAAGCAUCCUGAUGACAUUUUUCCAAAGCAGAGAGCAAUCCAAUGGGGAGAAGAUGGCCGUCCAUUUCACUUUCUGUUUUAUACUGGCAAGCAGUCAUAUUACUCAUUAAUGCAUGAUGUGUAUGGAAUGAUAUUAGACCUGGAAAAGCACUCAGAUCACCUGAGAGACAAAGGUUUAUUGUCUCAAAAAAAAAAAGAAGACCUGAUUGGCAGCAGAUGGCUGAUUAAGGAGGAACUAGAAGAAAUGUUAGUGGAAAAACUGUCAGAUCAAGAUCAUAUGCGGUUCAUUCAACUGCUCGAAAGGUUAUUGACAUUGCCAUGUGGUAGCACUGAAGAAGAAUACAUAUACAAGUUUCGCAGAACUAUACCUGUUCAGUCCAAAAAAAAGUUGAUUGAGCCUCUGCAAUAUAACGAACAAGGAAUGGCCUUCAGCAGUGGAGAAGGCAAAAGAAAAACUGCAAAAGCAAAUGUAAUAGUUUAUGAAAAUGGAAGUGGAAUAAUAAAAGUGAAUGGAAUAGAUUCUUUGCUUUACUUUCCAGUAACACAGGACAGAGAGCAAUUAAUGUUCCCAUUCUACUUCCUCGACCGACUUGGAAAGCAUGACAUGGACUGCACAGUCUCAGGUGGAGGGAGAUCAGCACAAGCAGGAGCAAUUCGUUUAGCUACUGCAAAUGCCUUAUGUAGUUUCGUCACUGAAAAUGAAGUAGAAUGGAUGAGACAAGCUGGUCUGCUGACUCCUGAUCCUCGUGUCAGAGAACGGAAGAAACCAGGCCAAGAGGGAGCCCGCAGGAAAUUCACUUGGAAGAAACGCUAAAUUUCAUUCAAAGAAAAGGAUCUGACUCUGCUGGGCAGCACAUUUAGGAAUUUUUGAUCUGUGUAAUUUUUUCCCCAAACUAUUUGAUGUCAAUAUAUUUGAAAAUUAACAACCAACUAUAUAUGUAUCUAUAUAUGUAUAUAUAUUUUUCCAUUUAGCCUGUUUCUCUUUAUUUUUUAAAUUCUUUUGGAAGAUUAUUAUAGAAACAUUUUAUGGAAUAUUAGAACUGAAGGGAAUUUUAAAAGAUAUCUAAUCCAACUUCCUUCAUUUUGCAAAUGAGGAAAUUAGAUCCAAAAGCAAAAAUAUUUCAUUACCUGAUCCCUUCUCCUUACUCUCCCACCCUCUUCCCCUCCCAAAAAAUUCAUUGCCUGUCAAGGCAUAGCUCUUUUUUAUUUAUUUAUUUUUUUAACCCUUAACUUCUGUGUAUUGGCUCCAAGGCAGAAGAGUGGUAAGG